Molecule: messenger RNA, 1977 nt
Organism: Neocloeon triangulifer
Lineage: Eukaryota; Metazoa; Arthropoda; Insecta; Ephemeroptera; Baetidae
Exons: 7
Coding region: 145-1458 (437 amino acids)
Source: RefSeq, a predicted model, not a curated record
UCCGUUCCUCUCCCUACCAUUUAUAUAAGCAGGCGUGUACCAUAGACCUGCUCACUCUCGCGUACAUUUCGCUCCCAUCGGGCCCACAAGCGCAACUUUACUGCUGAUCAUCCGAACCGGUCGCUUCGACAAAAAUCUUCAACCAUGGCCAAAGAGUUGCACACCGAGGACAGCAAUGACUACGAGUUCAAUGAAGUCUCGACCACCAGCUCCAAGUGCGUCCUGCGCUUCAAGGUGAAGGCCGCCCACGACGCCCACGUGUGUCUCUCGUCCACCGAGGAACAGGACGCCACCCCUUUUUUGGAGGUCUUCAUCGGUGGCUGGGACAACAGCAAAUGCGCCAUCAGACGCGACCGCGCAAAGCCUGACAGGGCCGAGGCCGAGACUCCUGACGUUCUUUCUGCGGACGAGUUCCGCGGCUUCUGGAUUUCAUGGGACUCCGAAGGCAAAAUCGAGGUUGGCCGUGAAGGCGAGGAAGAGGCCUUUUUGUCUUACGUCGAGCCCGAACCCUUCGAGAUCACCCACUACGGCGUCCGCACUGCCUGGGGCGCCAACGGCGACUGGGAGAUUGAAAAAGACAAGUUCACAACUUUGGACGGCGCUCCGUACCUGCUGGCGACGGCGCCUCGAAUCGUCAAGGGCGGUUCUCUUCUUUUCAGUGUUCGCGCCCCUCACGACGCCCACGUGACCCUGACCAGCGGCCCUGCCGAUGGCGGCAACCAGUACGAGGUCUUCGUUGGUGGCUGGAAAAACAGCAAGUGCGCCCUCAGGAAAAACAAAACCAAACCUGACCUCGUCGUCGUUGAAACGCCAAACAUCUUAGAUUCGGGCCGUUUCCGAAACUUUAAACUGACUUGGAACAAAGGUCUGAUCACCCUUCAGGACGAAAAUGGCGCCGUCAUUUUUGAGCACCAGGAUGUGGAAACGAUUCCCAUCACGCAUUUUGGCGUUCGAACUUCAUGGGGCGCCCGUGGCGACUGGAAGCUGGGCGCCCACUCCAAAGAUCUGGAGCCCGCCGAGACUCCUGGUGAGGCCUGCUGGGUCGCUGCCACCAACGGUGAGGUGCCCGAGGGCGCUGUCUGCGGCGGCACCGAUCUUGAGUGCGACCUGAUGAUCGCCAGGGCUGUUCACGAGGGCGAAUUGCUGCCCGGAAAGUUUGUGCCCGCGCACGGUGUCACCUACGUUUCCUGGAAUGGCGCCGAGCACGCUAAGGAGGAGUACGAGAUGCUGUGCGGCUGCAAACCUGUGUGGUUCCAAAUCAACCAGGGUGACACCAUCCCCGAGAACGCGCUGCCUGGUGGCCGCACUGCUGAGGGAGAGACCCUGUUCAUCGGACGUGUGCCCCAUGAAGGAACUGUGACCGUUGGAAAGGUGCACCCGAGCCAUGGAACGUGCUACAUUCCCUAUGCCGGCCAGGAGCUUGGAUUCCCCGACUUUGAGGUUUUGGUCCGCCAGUAAACGCUGCUGCUGGAAAAGCGCACGCACGCUACUAAAUCCCGCGCGUUUGGCCCCAAUAUGAUUAAAAUAAUGUGCUUUAAUACUCCUUUCUGCUGCUUCUCCUAUGAUAAAUCUAUAAUGAUCGAGAAGAGAAAUGUGGCUUUAAACCUUAAUUGUAGAGUUAAAAAUAUUUGUAUUAAUUAGAGCAAAGUGUCAAAAAAGAAGCUUUCUCUGUAUUAUUGAAAUUUUUGAAAAACCACUUACUGGUUCUGCCUUAUUAAAUCAUGUGCUGCAUUUAUUCUUAAAUGUUUUAUAGUAGAGCGUGACUAAUUUUAUGCAGCUCCUACUCUGCCUUUAUGAAUCACAGUGGCACUUUGCGGAGAAAUUAUCUAUAGAAUUAUAAAGAAAAGUAGAGUUCUUGAAGUUUUAGAGAUUUUUUUGUUGGCGCACUCUGUUCCAAUGUGAUGUUUUAAAACAAGAAAGGCAUGAGAAGAAAUAUGCACAACUAGAGCAUUUUUAAUAAAAAUCAAAUUACACGAA